This is a messenger RNA of Sphaeroforma arctica JP610, 269 nucleotides long. RefSeq lists its product as hypothetical. The transcript has 2 exons. NCBI's taxonomy places the organism in Eukaryota, Ichthyosporea, Ichthyophonida. The record is from RefSeq and is a predicted model, not a curated record. The annotation marks the transcript as partial.
ACAAGGGCCUUCUGGAGGGGUCUGUGCGUGUUGGUGGUAAAGUCUUGGGCGCCAAUGUUCGCUACAUGCUGGGCUAUGUAGAUCAGGACGAUCAUCUCAUACGCACACUCACACCGAAGGUAGGUGACUCUAGUCAGGAGAGUCUAAUGUACUCCGCACGGCUGCGACUACCUGAUGCGGUGUCAGACGAAGUGGUCACUCGCGUAGUGGAGCAUGUCAUCAAGAGCCUCAACAUGGAAGCCUUUGCAGAUACUCUUAUAGGUGUGUGA